Molecule: messenger RNA, 1368 nt
Organism: Cannabis sativa
Lineage: Eukaryota; Viridiplantae; Streptophyta; Magnoliopsida; Rosales; Cannabaceae
Product: zingipain-2-like
Exons: 2
Coding region: 54-1079 (341 amino acids)
Cellular component (GO): lysosome
Molecular function (GO): cysteine-type endopeptidase activity
Source: RefSeq, a predicted model, not a curated record
CACAACAUACAUAACUUAUUCAAUUAAAAUUUAAGUGUUGAGUUUAAUCCACAAUGUAUUGUUUAGAAUUUAUUGUGUUCAUAUUGGGAUUAUGGUGGGGAAAUUCACAAGUGAUAUUGUCUCUUCGCACGUUGCAUGAAUCAGCCCUUAUCGACAUGCAUGAGCAAUGGAUGGCUCAGUAUGAACGUACCUACACCGACGACAUCGAAAAGAAGAGACGUUUCGAAAUCUUCAAGAACAACCUCAACUUUAUCGAAAACUUUAACCAACAACCCAAUCGAACAUACAAGGUCGGUAUCAACAAAUUUACAGAUUUGAGUGAAGAUGAAUUCCAAAGGCACUUCACUGGUUUGAAGAUGCCUUUGGUCUCUUCGAGUUCUUCUACCGGUUUCAGGUAUGAAAACUUGAUGGUAGAAGAUAUCUCAGAUAACGUUGAUUGGCGAAAUGAAGGUGCUGUGACUGAUGUUAAGAAUCAAAAUCAAUGUGGAUGUUGUUGGGCGUUUUCUGCAGUGGCAGCAGUGGAAGGAAUUACACAGAUCAAAACUGGGAAUUUAGUGUCACUAUCAGAACAACAACUAGUUGAUUGCGUAAGUAAAAACGAAGGUUGCGGGGGUGGAUGGAUGGAGUAUGCAUUCGAAUACAUAAUUCAAAACCAAGGCAUAACCACUGAAACAAACUACCCUUAUCAAAGCAAUGAGGGAUCUUGUUACACAGGAAUAACUUCCUAUGCACAGAUCACUGGCUAUGAAACUGUACCUAAAAACAAUGAAGAUGCUUUGUUGAAAGCUGUUUCUAUGCAGCCUGUGUCUGUUGCGUUUCAAGAUACUCAGAGUUUUAGAUUUUAUGACCCAUCUUCUGGUAUCUACACAGGCGAUGACUGUGAUAAUAGCCCAAUUAUUAAUCAUGCUAUUACAAUUGUGGGAUAUGGGGAAGAAGAUGGAAUCAAGUAUUGGUUGGCUAAGAAUUCUUGGGGAUCAACUUGGGGUGAUAAUGGCUAUGUUAAGAUCUUGAGAGGUGGUCAGUCACCUCAAGGUGUUUGUCAGAUCAACAACUAUGCAUCCUAUCCAAUAAUUGCUUAACUAUAUAUUUAUAUAUAGAAUAUGAUCAAGUAUAUUUUCACAAUAUGGAAUUUUAUUAGUAGUACUAAGUUUAUCUUUUUGUGUUUUUUACUAGUGGUGUUGUGGACAUUGUCUCACGUAGAAUAAAUGGUAGAGAAUUGAGCCAUAUAUAAGAACAUGUGCUACUCCACUCAUUGCCAAUUAGUUUUGAGAUGGAAUCCCAUGAUUCUUAACAAGUGGAAUAUCAUGAAUGUACUACGUUGUAAUAUUUGCAAUAUUUUGUAUUAUUAAUAGAGUUAAAUUUUUUAAA